CUUAAAAAACCGGAAUGCUCGCUGGUUCGACUAUGUUACAUGUUUUACAACAAAUCUCGCCUUACUACAAUAAACAAAGCAAUCUUCUAUCCGCUAUUAGCUAAUCUGAGUAACCUUUCACCUAGCACCAUAUCGCAAGCACUCUUGAUUCUGUGUCAUGUUCCAGUUUCGCUGCUAUGUUUAACUCGAGGAGGCAUGAGGACAAAAUUCGUGCACCAUGUUGCGACUGAUGUUCAGCCUAGUGACAGUGAUAGUGUGUUGUGAAGGUCAAUCUUCCGUGAAGACAUGCAAAUGUAACGAUAAUAGUGAUUCCAGCGAUAUUUGCUUCUGUGUUCGUUCUUAUCAGUGCGCGAGCGGGCAGGUUGUUACCGAUGGCAGAGGGAUUAUCAAUAUAAGAGCAGACUCCUUCUCAGCAAGACGCUGUCAAGGCCCAACGUCAGACGAGGAAUUAUUCUGCUGCAAAACCAACGGAACUCAACCGAGAUCUCCGGACAUCAUCGAUUUCAUAACAACUCAAGUUCCGCCUCUCCCAACUGUCAAGCCCAACAAAAAACCGAUCAGUUGCGGCGUCCAGAAGACCCGCAUCCAAGCGAGAGUGUUGACAGACGACAUCACGCCGAUCGACGGGGAAUUCCCGUGGAUUGCCGCCAUCUAUCGGAGUGAUUAUGAAGGUGAUGAGUUCCGAUACAGAUGCGCCGGGUCUCUGGUCCAUCCCAGGGUUGUUUUAACUGUUAACCAUUAUUUUAGGAGCUUUGAUCACACCCACUUCAAAGUGAUCCUCAAUGGCAAAAUCGAAUUGCCGACAGUGGGUAAACGUAUUGAAGACGAAAGAAACGUUCAAGAAAUCGUUCACCAUCCAAAGUACUAUUCAGGAGGCCUGUAUAACAAUGCAGCCUUAUUGAUAUUAGACAAACCAUACGUAUUGACUGGAGCUAUCAAUAAAGUUUGUCUGCCUCCUAAAAACGCGAACUUGGAAAACAGGACUUGUAGUCUAGCUGGUUGGGGCAGAGGCUCGGAAGUUGAUGGUCAUACGGUGCUGAAAAAGGUUGACCUGCCCGUAAUACCGCACACAGAAUGUCAGUCUAGACUGAGAGAGUCCCCAUAUUUGAGCAAAGAGUUCGUUUUAGAUGACUCUCAAAUGUGUGCUGGAGGAGAGGAAGGUAAAGAUGCUUGUGACGGAGAUGGUGGAGCUCCUCUGGUUUGUUUUGUACCUUCAGAAGACAUGUAUUUUCAGGUACAGGUAAAGAUCUUGUACAUGCCUGGAAUUGUCUGCUGUCUUUUUCAAUUUUAUGGAGGUGACAUAUAUUUAAGAAAUGUGAGGCAGAAUAUGUGGGAAUUGUAUCUUUUGGAGCGAAAUGUGGCGAAUCGGGUGUGCCUGGAGUGUACACUGAUGUCACAGCACUUAGACCAUGGAUAGAAGAAGAGCUGAAAAAAAGGAAUUUGAACUUUAAUUAAAAAUACAAGUGUUAUUAAUUUAUUUAUUGGAUAUAUUACAGUGAAGUUUAACUAUAUGCUUUGACAUAAAAAUGCAUCGUUUAACGCCAAUUUAUAACCUUCAAUGAUCCGAAACGCCAAACUUGAGUCAUGUGCUCGACGUAAAACUGUUUAUAAACAGGGAUUCCCCAACUGUAGCGCUACGCUACGCUGACGUAUUGUUAGGUCAGAUCAGCUGUUUUUUCCGCGUGCUUUUCGCUGUGUUUGACAUGACGUAUGUUUUGUUUUGUCUUUCUAAUCGGCGUGACUUCUUUUGAGAUUGUUCGCUACAUUUUAUUCAGUUUAUUUAAAUAAUAAUAUGGAUUAUCA
Acanthoscelides obtectus is the source of this 1803-nucleotide messenger RNA. Lineage: Eukaryota; Metazoa; Arthropoda; Insecta; Coleoptera; Chrysomelidae. The record is from the annotation of a GenBank genome assembly.